Molecule: messenger RNA, 1364 nt
Organism: Doryrhamphus excisus (bluestripe pipefish)
Lineage: Eukaryota; Metazoa; Chordata; Actinopteri; Syngnathiformes; Syngnathidae
Gene: sh3yl1
Product: SH3 and SYLF domain containing 1
Biological process (GO): regulation of ruffle assembly
Cellular component (GO): ruffle membrane
Molecular function (GO): protein binding; phosphatidylinositol binding
Source: RefSeq, a predicted model, not a curated record
GGGAAUGCGCGCGCAGCGGUGAAAACGUCAGAUGAGGCGGAAGUAGAGCAAUUUGAGAGAAGGAAAUAAUCGAGCGGAGCCUCACCUGUCGCAGGUAAACAUCCUGAGCUCGAGGAGGAGAAAAUGAACAACCCGCUUCCUUCCAACCUCAAGUCUGAAACCAAGAAAGCAGCUAAGAUCCUCAGAGAAUUCACUGAAAUCUCCAAUCGGAACGGGCCGGACAAACUCAUCCCAGCUCAUGUGAUCGCCAAGGCUGAGGGGCUGGCCAUCAUCUCUGUGGUCAAGGCUGGCUUUGUGAUCACAGCCAGAGGAGGCAGCGGCAUCGUCAUCGCCAGGCUGGCGGACAGACGCUGGUCGGCUCCUUCUGCAAUCGGGAUCGCUGGCCUGGGCGGCGGCUUUGAAAUUGGCGUGGAGGUGUCUGAUUUGGUAAUCAUCCUAAAUCAGCGGCGAGCCAUUGAUGCCUUCACUAAAGGCGGGAACUUGACGCUGGGAGGAAACUGCACCGUCGCCGUGGGGCCGGUUGGCAGGAACGUUGAAGCCGAUGUUGCCUUGCGCAACAUCUCUGCCGUCUACACCUACUGCAAAUCCAGAGGAUUGUUUGCUGGCAUCUCUCUGGAGGGCUCGUACCUGAUUGAACGCAAAGACACCAACCGCAAGUUCUACUCCCGGGAUGUGCGAGCAUCUGGCAUAUUGAAUGGAGACGUGGAGCCACCGAUGGAGUGCUAUGACCUCUACCACAUCUUGGACGCGUACACGGAGGCCUACGUAGAUGACUGGACCAGCAAGAAUGCACACGGAAAGUCGUCCCGUCCUCCUGCCAGACCUCCAGCUCCUUCACAACAACGAACAGCGACCCGCUUCCAGACACCAGCAGACACGGAUGACAAGAUGGCUGCGUCUGCAGGAGCAGCAGGUAAAAAGUCCCUCUACCCGAGUAUCUCCAUCUACAAAUCAGAAACCUCAGCUGGAAAAGCAUCACAAGCUGGAGCUAGCGGAGAGCUAGUGGUCACCGCCGUUCAUCCAUUUACUGGCCAGAAGCCCGGCGACCUGAGCUUCGUACCCGGUGACCGCAUCACUGUCAUCACCAAGACCGAGUCCCAGUACGACUGGUGGGAGGGGCAACUGGCUGAUGGGCGGGUGGGCAUCUUUCCUGCCAACUUUGUCACAUAUUGACCGCUUUCACGAAGUCGGUUACAGGACUGUUCGUCACGUCAGACAUCGGUUCCCUCAAAACGCUAACGUUAUGUCGCCGUUAAGAAUUCUAUAGUUUGGAACCAAAAUUGACUUAGAAAUAAAAAGUGCAUUGUGUUUUGUAUCAAAAUGAAGAACUGUUAAAAGUGAAUAAAAUAAAAAACUUCUCUUAA